AUGUCUGAUAGGCCCGUUAGCAAGAGGCAGAAAGUCACAGAGGAAGAUGAGGAGGAAGAUGUUAUACAUACGCCGAAAGCUGUUACGUUCGAGCAGAGUCCCAGGGCUAUAACGCCGAGAAACUUACUGGGAUCUGAAAACAGAAACGUCUUGCCCACUGGUGGAUCACAAAACUUACAGAUACCUAGCCUACUGCCGCCGGAAUCACUGGGUUCAGCCCGGGGAAGAGAUUUCAAGUCUUACUCGCAAUCACCCCCAAGAUCGCCUGGAAGAUCUCCAACGAGGAGGCUGAAAUUGAUUGAACUAUCACCAAUUAAGAACUCAAGAGCAGAAUUACAAAAACUAUACGAAAGUAAAAAAUUGGAUGUCAAAAAGGAAAGGCUAUUCAUACAUCAGUUGGUCUUGAAUGAUUUCAAAUCAUACGCUGGUAGGCAGGUCAUAGGACCGUUUCAUACCAGUUUUUCAGCUAUUGUUGGACCUAACGGUUCAGGUAAAUCUAAUGUCAUCGAUUCUAUGCUGUUUGUAUUUGGUUUCAGAGCUAAUAAGAUGAGACAGGACAGGCUAUCGGAUCUGAUACACAAAUCUGAGACUUUUCCAGACUUGAAAUCCUGUAGUGUGGAAGUGCAUUUUAAAUAUGUGAUAGAUAAGGAUGAUGGCUCAACGACUAUUGAUGAAACGAAGGGUAAUCUAGUCGUCACAAGAAAAGCAUUCAAGAAUAACGCUUCGAAAUAUUUUGUAAACGGCAAAGAAAGUAAUUAUACAGAGGUAACUACUUUACUAAAAAAAGAAGGUAUUGAUCUAGAUCAUAAAAGAUUUUUAAUUCUUCAAGGUGAAGUUGAAAAUAUUGCUCAAAUGAAAGCAAAAGCAGAGAAAGAGAAUGACGAUGGACUCUUAGAAUAUUUGGAGGAUAUUAUUGGUACAUCAAAGUAUAAGGAAAGCAUCGAAAAACUAAGCAUGGAAAUAGAGUCCCUGAACGAAAUCUGUGUUGAAAAAGAGAAUAGAUUCUCGAUCGUAGAGAGAGAAAAAAAUUCAUUGGAAAGCGGUAAAGAGGAAGCCCUUCAAUUUUUGAAUAAAGAGAAGGAAUUGGUUUUAGAAAAGUCUAAAUUGUAUCAGUACAACCUAAUGCAGGACAAUAAAAAACUUGAUGAUGUAUUAAAUAAAAAAACAAACGUACAACAAGAGCAAACGAAACAAGAAGAUGAAUUUCGGAAAGCUAACUCCCACAUCAGUGACAUCACAGCAUCUUUGAAUGUUUUAAAAGCAGAUUUAGAAAAGGUUCACACUGAGGAAGUCAAUCUCUCAAAAACUAAGAGGACUUUGGAAAACAAAAAAGUGGAGAACGAGCAGAUAGUCAAUAACCUAGAUAGUAAAAGAAAAGAAUUUGAAGAGCAAAGUAAAAUUCUGCAAGAUAAAAUAAAUAGUACUGAUCAAGAAAUACAGACCAUAAUUGAGGAACAAAGUUCACUAGCAGAGGGGACUACAGUACUUUCCACAAAUCUAGAUAUAGAAAAAGAAAAACUCGAAAAUAUAAAACUAAAAUUGAGAGAAAAGACAGAACAUUUGACUAUUCAGAUUGCAGAGUAUGAAAAGGAACUUUCACCUUGGAAUGAACAAUCACAGCAAUUAAAAAAAGAGAUAAAAAUUACAGAAUCUGAACUUUCCAUAAUUGAAGAAAAUCGUAAAGGACUAGAAAAUGAUAUUGCUGGUCUAGAAAAUGCCAUAUUGUCUCAAAAGAGAGACCUUGAGGUUCAAGAACAAGAAAUUAAAAGUCUAUUGGAACAAAAAACGAAAGUUAUCCAGGAGAGAGAAUUAGGCGAAAGGGAAUGCAAAAAUGCACAAGCUACCUUAGCUAACGUCAGGGAAAAAGUAGAAGCAUUGAGACAAAAAGCAAUCGAAAUACGAUCUACCUACUCUGCAACAGAAAAUAAUAAUAAGGUUCUUUCGGCAUUAUUAAGACUUCAAAAGUCAGGUAGACUUAAUGGCUUUCAUGGUCGUCUCGGAGAUUUAGCAGUCAUUGAUCCAAAAUACGAUGUAGCUAUUUCUACAGCUUGCCCAAGGUUAAAUGAUCUUGUUGUUGAUACGGUAGAAUCAGGCCAACAAUGUAUUGAAUACCUGAGAAAAAAUAAAUUAGGAUAUGCUCGUUUUAUUUUGUUGGAUAAAUUAAACACUUUUAACACUAACAGAAUUGAUACACCUGAUCAAAGUCAGAGAUUAUUUGAUUUAAUAACUGUGAAGGAAAAAAGGUUCAACAAUGCUUUUUAUAGUGUUUUAAGGGACACUUUGGUUUGCCAAAAUAUGGAACAAGCUAAUCGAGUUGCAUACGGGAAGAAAAGGUAUAGAGUAGUCACACUUGAUGGUAAUCUUAUUGAUCUCUCUGGUACAAUGACAGGUGGUGGCCGUAAUGUCAGCAAGGGAUUAAUGAAAUUAAGUAAAUCUUCUAGUAAGGGUAGUGCCUUUUUUUCUCCUGAAGAGGUUCAGGCCAUAGAAAAUGAACUAAAUCAAAAAGAAAACCAAUAUAAAUCUGCUUUAGAUGCCUAUCAUGAAAUGGAAGAAGAACUUAGACGACUCAGGGAUAGAGCUCCAGAAAUAGACAAUCUGGUCUCAAAAAAAGAAAUGGAUAUCGAAACUGCACACAAUGAUAUAAAUUCGAACAUAAACGUUCUGGAAGAAAAACGAAAAAAAUUAGAGUCUAUGAAGAAUCAAAAUGAUCCAUCAAUAACAUUAUUGGCAAAGCUUAAGGAACUGAAAUCAAAGCUCGAUGAUAUUGAUGUACAAACUAAAUCUACUAAAGAUAAAAUAAAGACUAUUAAAGACAAGAUUAUUGAGUUAGGCGGAGAUGAACUGAAAAAUCAAAGCCUUUUGGUCACAGAUAUCACAAAUAAAAUAUCGGAAAACUCCAGGAGAUUGAAGAAGAUAAAAAGUAACAAACUCAAGAAAGAAUCGUUACUGAAAAAGUUUAAUAAGGAACUCACAGAAGCUAAUGAGGAACUAACAAAUUUCAGUAAGAAUGCUGAAAAUGCUGAUAUCGAAUCAAAGGAGAUAGAAUCAAAACUGUUAGACAUUAAGGAAUCAAUAGAGAAUCUGAAAGAAAAUGAGGUAAAAUUAGAACAUGAGAUCGAAAUGAAGCAUAAUGAGCUUGAGUCGCAUCAGAAAGUUGUCAGCGACUACAAAUCUAUUUCACUGGAAUAUAACAAUAAAUUAGAAAAACUAGAAGCUUCAGAAGCAUCACUAAAAAAGAGCAUUAAAAGAUAUAAUGAUCUUUUAUCUGAACUGACCAUCAGAGAUGUUACUCAAGUGCUGAACACUAUCAUGACUGAAGAAAAUGCCUCGGUUGACAAAUCUGACCCUAAACUUGAAAAUACAUCUGCUGUUAUAAACGCAGAUGAUGAUGGAAUCUCUGCAGUUAGUGAAAAUCAAUCCUUCAAUCAUAAUGAUGAAAAUGAUGAUAUAGAUUCAAAUAAAAUGGAAAUUGAUUCACAAGGUGGUUUCAUCAAUCCUGGAAUCCCCGUAUUAUCUGCAUCUGAGCUUGCCAAGGUAGAUCCUCAAGAGGUUGAACUAUUGAUAACGAGUCUUGAUGAUUUUAUAACCAGUUCAGAAGCAAAUGUUGAUGUUUUAGAGGAAUAUGCAUUAAGGUUUGUGGAGUUUAAUAAAAGAAAGAAUGAUCUUAAUAGCGCAGUACAAUCUAGAGACUCGGUAAAAGACCGACUAGAAGGAAUAAAAAGAAAAAGGUAUGAUGAGUUCAUGGAAGGUUUUAAGAUCAUAUCUAUGACUCUGAAAGAAAUGUAUCAAAUGAUUACUCUCGGGGGUAACGCAGAGUUGGAAUUAGUGGAUAGUCUAGAUCCUUUUUCAGAAGGUGUCACUUUUAGUGUAAUGCCACCCAAAAAAAGUUGGAGGAAUAUAAGCAAUCUAUCAGGUGGUGAAAAAACAUUGAGUUCUUUAGCUCUUGUGUUUGCCCUUCACAAGUAUAAACCAACUCCACUGUAUGUUAUGGAUGAGAUUGAUGCUGCAUUGGACUUCAGAAACGUUUCUAUUGUUGCUAAUUACAUAAAGGAAAGAACAAAAAAUGCGCAAUUUAUUGUGAUUUCUUUGAGAAAUAAUAUGUUUGAAUUAACUAAGCAACUAGUGGGCAUAUACAAGCAUGAAAACAUGACAAAAAGUGCGGCACUAGUUAAUGAAGAUCUGGUAGGAAGGGCAUAG
Molecule: messenger RNA, 4197 nt
Organism: Nakaseomyces glabratus
Lineage: Eukaryota; Fungi; Ascomycota; Saccharomycetes; Saccharomycetales; Saccharomycetaceae
Gene: SMC4
Product: condensin subunit SMC4
Biological process (GO): mitotic chromosome condensation
Cellular component (GO): condensin complex; chromosome
Molecular function (GO): ATP binding; protein binding; ATP hydrolysis activity
Source: RefSeq, a predicted model, not a curated record